Molecule: messenger RNA, 1462 nt
Organism: Contarinia nasturtii (swede midge)
Lineage: Eukaryota; Metazoa; Arthropoda; Insecta; Diptera; Cecidomyiidae
Gene: Dnaaf3
Product: dynein assembly factor 3, axonemal homolog
Exons: 1
Coding region: 27-1394 (455 amino acids)
Biological process (GO): axonemal dynein complex assembly; motile cilium assembly
Source: RefSeq, a predicted model, not a curated record
UCAAAAUUUAUCUCUAAAAGAAAAAAAUGUUUUGGGGUUUUAGUGAAUCACUUGAUUUGUACGAAGAGUACCAAAAAAAUGUGAAAACUAGUGAGAAACAAUCCGAAGUGAAAAUUUUAUUGUUUGGUAGUUCGGAUCCGCGACAUAUUCUCAAAACGGUAGCCAAACGUUAUCAACAUUGUGCAAAAGUGCAUUUCUAUAUUAUCGAAGCAUGUCCAGCUUUAAUUGCGCGCCAAAUAAUUUUGCUGUCAAUUGCAUUAGAACCUGCACAUUUGUUAACCUUAUCAGCUCGGACGCAUUUAUUCAUGGAUAUAUACGGGAACGCCUUGAUUCGAUCAACGUCAAUGGGUUACAUCGAUAGCAAAGCAAAACAUUUGAUAAAAUGUGUCACCGAUUUAGAGUUUAAUGAAAAAAUGCAACCGAUUUUCGAUUUUAAUCAUUUAAAAUUCAUUGAACGCGAUACGAUGGAAAAUGUGUUUAGUUUUUGGCGUGAAAAUGAACGAAAUAAAUUUGACAUGAAUGCGACAUGGAUGCAACGACUUCGGCAACAUUUACGCGAACGUUUCGAUUGCCGGCAAGGUGCUUAUGAUUGGGAUCUUCAAAUGCGGUUAAAAGAUAAUGGUGCUCAACAAAUCUGUUCACAAGAGUACAAACAUUGGCGUGAAACCGGAAUUGCUUUCACAUUUCCGGAAUAUAGUCAAUCUCAUGCGAACAAAACAUUUGCAUUGCAACCGUCCAAAUUGAAUGCAGGUGGUUAUAUGGGCGAAAUAACAAUCGGGCCAUUUUGUGCAUACGGAUUGUCGUGCCAAGAUCAAAAAUUACUUAAAUCCAACUACGGACAAAAUGAAUACCGUGCAACCGAUAUAACCGAACGCAAUUUAUUGGAACUAUUUUAUGAAAUUCAUGAACAACAACCAGCCACUCCGGAUGUAUUGGUUACUCAUAAACUUGGAAUGGCCAAAAUUAAUACGGGCAAAAUAUUCGAAGCAAAAACUCAUGAAAUUGAUUACAAUGAUCUCAAAAAAUUCAAUGAGCCACUCAUUUUAACGGAUCAAAUUAAAAUUUCAUUCUUAUCGAUGGCCGACGCCCAAACUCUUGUCGAUGGCAAUAAGUUUCAUCAAAAUUUUGACGUUGUUUUUAUCGGUCGAAAUUAUUUUCCAAUUGUUAAAAAGGAAUUGGCAAAAGUGUUAGCGUCAAAUGCGUUAAUUUUAUUCGAAACAGCACAAUUUUCGAUUCAAAGAAAACCCGAAAUUAAUACAUUUCUGAUGAAAAUUAGAGACAUGGCCAAAGAAAUGAAUUUAAAAGCAAUAAGUAACUUUAACAUCAAUUUGCCAUUGUCGGUGGCCAAAUUUGUAAAGAUUGAUUUAGAUCAGGAACAUAAUAUCGACAUUUAAAUCGAUGUGAAAUCCUCCGAAAACAUGGUAGAAUUGGUAAUAUUACGACAAAAAAAAGUAAAAAUCCA